ACCCAGAGAGACACAGACACAGCCUCUCGUCCUGCUCCUGCUGCUGCUCCAUUCCUCGCCGGAGGAGGCUGAGCCCAGCUGGGCCUGCCGAGGGGCGGCGAUGGAUUCCUGAAGAUCCCCCCCUCCUCCCUCCCUCCCUCUCUUCCUCCUCCUCCUCUUUCCCUUUCCCCUUCGCUUCCUCCCUCCGCCUCGAGGAGGAGGAGGACCGGCCAGGGGAGGCGAUGCCUGGGGUGGCCAAGGAGGCAGACGACGUUGCCAUCGCCUCCUGCCCCUGAGCCCCGGCGGCGGCGGCGGCAGCAGCAGAAGGAGCAGAGCCAGAGGAAGAGGAGGAGGAGGAAGCAGAAGCCGAUCCCGGAGCCCGCGGCUUCCCCGGCGCCGAGGCUGGCCCUGCUUUGGCCAGCCCUGCUCCCAGCCCCUGCUCCUCUGCUCUCGGCCGGGAGGAGGAGGAGGAUGGACCUGAAGGCGGCGGAGGAGGAGGCGGAGGGCGGGCGGCCGGUGAGCCUGGAGGCGUUCGCCAGCAGCUCGACGCUGCACGGCCUGGCGCACAUCUUCUCCUACGAGCGUCUGUCGGUGAAGCGCGUCUUCUGGAGCCUGUGCUUCCUGGGCUCGCUGGCCCUGCUGCUCUUCGUCUGCCACGAGCGCAUCCAGCACUACUUCGGCUACCCGCAUGUCACCAAGCUGGACGAGGUGGCCACCACCCACAUGGCCUUCCCCGCCGUCACCCUCUGCAACCUCAACGAGUUCCGAUUCAGCCGCCUCACCAAGAACGACCUCUACCACGCCGGGGAGCUCCUGGCCCUCCUCAACAGCAGGUAUGAGAUCCCAGAUACUCAAAUGGCUGAUGAGAGGCAGCUGGAGAUCCUUCAGGAGAAAGCAAAUUUCCGCAGCUUCAAGCCCAAACCCUUCAACAUGCGGGAAUUUUCAGACCGAGCUGGCCACGACAUCCAGGAAAUGCUGCUCUCCUGCUUAUUCCGUGGGGAGCCAUGUGGACCGGAUGACUUUAAAGUGGUGUUCACACGCUAUGGAAAGUGCUACACAUUCAACUCAGGUCAGUCUGACAAGCCACCACUCAUAACCAUGAAAGGGGGGACUGGGAAUGGCUUGGAGAUCAUGCUGGACAUUCAACAGGAUGAGUAUCUUCCUGUCUGGGGAGAGACAGAUGAGACCUCAUUUGAAGCUGGGAUUAAAGUGCAGAUCCACAGCCAGGAUGAGCCACCUUUCAUUGACCAGCUGGGAUUUGGGGUGGCCCCCGGUUUCCAGACGUUUGUGUCCUGCCAGGAGCAACGGCUCCUCUAUCUUCCUCCACCCUGGGGCCAAUGCAAGUCUGUGACAAUGGAAUCCGAUUUCUAUGAUACCUACAGCAUCACAGCUUGCCGCAUAGACUGUGAAACUCGAUACUUGGUGGAGAACUGCAACUGUCGCAUGGUGCACAUGCCUGGUGAUGCUCCCUAUUGCACGCCUGAGCAGUACAAGGAGUGUGCAGACCCAGCCCUUGACUUUUUGGUGGAGAGGGACAGUGAAUACUGUGUGUGUGAGAUGCCUUGCAAUGUCACCCGCUAUGGCAAGGAGCUGUCCAUGGUCAAGAUCCCCAGCAAAGCGUCAGCCAAAUACCUGGCUAAGAAGUACAACAAGAGUGAACAGUACAUUGGGGAGAACAUCCUGGUACUGGACAUUUUCUUUGAGGCUCUGAAUUAUGAAACCAUUGAGCAGAAGAAAGCAUAUGAAGUGGCUGGACUUCUGGGUGAUAUUGGGGGACAGAUGGGGCUCUUCAUUGGAGCCAGUAUAUUAACGGUGCUUGAGCUAUUUGACUAUGCUUAUGAGGUGAUUAAAUUCCGUCUCUGUCGCCGUGGCAAGUGCCAGAAGAAACACAAAGGAAACAACAGUGACAAAGGUGUUGCCCUGAGCCUGGAUGAUGUGAAGCGCCAUAAUCCAUGCGAGAAUAUCAGAGGCCACCCAGCAGGCAUGACGUAUGCAGCCAACAUCCUACCUCAUCACCCGGCCCGGGGGACAUUCGAGGACUUUACCUGCUAAUUGACAACUGGAUGUACAACUAACACUACCAAAGGGAAGGGCCCAUGCUGAGCAGCCCUGGCCCAGCCCAGCCCAUGAACCUGCCAACUGACUUACCAGGGCUCCUAUCUCAGACUCCCAGGAGAGGCAACUGAAUCCAGCCCCUCCUCAACCACCCGCCACCCCAGGCCAAGGCCUUGAUACGCACAUGGAGUAAGCUGGACAGAGAGGAGGUUCUGGGCUUCCGGGCCCACUCCAGGCUUCUGCUCCUGUCCCAGUGAUGCCCUUGGACUUUUAACUCAACAGAAAAGCUGCCAGAAGAACCUUCUCAAAGGUCAUGCGGGAGUGAGGGCACAGCCUUCUUCAGUCCACACACACACAGAGAAAUCUUAACUGUCAAUUUGUCCCUCCUUCUAUCUCCAUCCUGCUCCAUGCCCAUACCAAGCCUUGUGUGGAGGCAGCCAUCUUGUGCAGAGGCCUCACUCUUUUAAUCUUGAUGCCACGAAGUACCUACAGGAGGACUAGCCAGGAUGUUCACCAUGUUGUUCCAUUUUGAGGAAUCCAUCCAUCUGUCCAAAGGAGGUGCUGCAUAAGUCCCCUUUCUUCCCCCUGCUCCACCCACUCACUGCCUGCCAACCCUUCUUGUGUUUUGUGGGAGGCCAUUCCAAGGUUUUCCCUGUAGCAAAACUAUGACUGAAUUGCAAGGGUGGUUUACGUAGGGCAGGUUAUCAUCUGCUUAUCUCAUCCAGCUAGCAGUUUGUCAUUUGGUUCAGCCCAGACUCUGCUCUGGGUCGGAGUCUUGUCUGUCCUCCAAUGCACCCAUUCCUACAAACACCCUGUCCCCCAGCAUGAGAGGCUGAUGAAUGACUAGUGGGUAAGCUGUUCCAAAAUUUAAAACAUCAGCAUUAUGAAGCUCUCUGUGGCCCCUCUGUGCAUGUUCCUAGAAGUUAUGUGAACAUUCUCAAGUAUUAAGGUUCAUAGAAAAGCCUGCCGUUUUUCAGGCUCCUCAGUCGAUGGGACACACCACCAGAUUGUUUUCGCAGGAAUCUGGCUUCAGGGUUCUGCAUCAACUAAAAAGAGAACAAAUCAGUCUGCCCUGCAUUUCACCUUGGGUUUCCUCUUUACAGUGGCAUGGCUACCUUUAGCUCAGUCCUGCAGGCAGAAACAAUCCACCGUUAUUCCUUUGGCUGUGCAGAAGUGUAGUGGGUAACCCAUAUCAGUUUCUGACUGCUGGCCUCAGGACAUGACACUUAAAAUAGCAGUGAGAACCUUUAGGACAGUGGUAAGGGUAUUUCUGCUUUUUGAUGUGGAGAAAAAUGUGUUACCCUUACAUUUCCGUAGACAGACAAAGCCUGUCCUACCUUUCAGCUAAAACCUUCUGGUGAGCAUAAGGAAAGUAAUUACCAACUGUCAAAACAACACAGAGGGUCUCCAGGCCAGAUGUAAGCUAAUUAGCUAUUGUAAAGCUAAUUAUGUAAUUGUCAGCAGACACCAAAAUAAAGAACAGCUCAGGGAAGUGUCUGUCUUGGAAGACAGGCCUUCUAGUUUCACUCUGAAGAAAUCCAAAAGUCCUAUUUUGAAACAUCCAUGUUACAACCUGAUUGUGACAUGGGGCAGUCACCAAGUUUGCUUUGGGGCCAACCAUUGCAUUAAAAAUUAAACCACAACAGAAGACUUCCUUCGGAAUGGAACUUUCACAGGCUGGGAAGAGUCGAGUUAAGGCAGAAUGGUUUGGGUUUCCUUUCAUAACAUUUGUUUCUGCCCUGGCCUGGUCUACCGUGCAUAAAGUCCACAGCUCCCAGCCUGAGUAAGAUGAAGAAGACAGGUUGGUGGUGAUACCAUGACAGAGCCAACCUCUUUUCAAAAAUGGCAGCUUUCUGCUACUCACCCUUACCCCUGAAUAAGCACUCUUUUAAAACCACAUUAAGAAUUGCUGUGGCUUAUACAACAGAAUUAUUCCAGCCACAUAAUCAAAUCAAAGGAGUAACCACCACCAUAUCUGGGUGAAGGUUUAUUCAGAUUUAUUUUGGCCAAAAACCUGAAGCGACCUUGUCUGCCAAGCUCUGUUCUGAGAGAAGGAAGGCACGUUUCAUCCCUCAGGAUGUUGUAUAUGUGUACAGCUGGAUAAGGAUGGGGAUUAAGGAGGCUUUAGUAGCCAGGGCUACUGAAGCAACCCUUCAGAUCAACUUUCAUGGCAGCAGCUGCUACUGAUAGAUAUCAUACGUUCUUCUGUUGUCAUUUUGAUAGCUCAGCUGGGGCUAUCCCACACCCUCAGCAACCUAAACAAGUGGAUCAACUCACAUUAUAAUAAAGCUGGGAAUGUGGACUGGCUGAGGGGAUGAAGCAAUGAUAUCUAGAUGAUCACUGUGGUAGGCUAGUGUAUGUCCAGCCUUGCCAAAUGGCAGAGAAUAUGAGUCUUAAGUGCUCUUUCCAUGCCUUAUGAGCCUGUGAGUGUUGAGAGAAAAGGCAAGCUCAACAUUCUCCUGAGAAUCAAUCAAGGGUCCCCAGGUCUUCAAACUGUCUGUUGAACUCUUUAGCCUGAUGAGUGUUUGAUGCCCUUUAAGGCAAGCUGCCAGAUGGGUUCUGCCCACAUACCCACACCAUUUUAAGAGACAACUAGUCUCCUUCCAGCCUUGGUCCCACAGCAUCUAGUGCCUGCCUCAGUCUCUGUCCCAGUUCAGCCUCAUCUCCCAACAUUCAGCUAGAUAUGCUGCUUAUGCAGCACCUGAGGCCAAAGUUCUCCUUAUCUUUAAGAGCUUUUGCAAUAAACUCUUGUUAUUUUUUUUAAAGCUUUAUUUUGAUCCUUAUUGGUCUGGGCAUCUUUAUUUAGAACAGGCAGUAGUUUGGUUUUGGCCUUCUGAAAAUAACCAGGCCCUAAUUUCCCAAAGAUGUUUUCUGCCAUGGCCAGUUGCCCUGUGCCCCCGGGGACCUUUCUAAAAAGUUCUUGGCUUUGAGGAUCCUCUUCCUCCUCCUCAUUUUUCUUUCAUUUUGGGGGCUUAUUUUUACUUUUCUCCUUGAAAGCUUUUGAAGAUAUGGAUCAAAUUUGACCUUCCCCCCAUUUGUUUGUCCAUUUUUACUAUUUCAUGCUCAUUUUGUAUUUCUUAUAUAUAAAAUAUGAUAUAUAUUAUUAUAUAUAUGUACAUAUAUAUAUAGAUAUAUACAUACCCACAUCUCUGUAUGCGCCAUGCCAGUGUAUAUAUCAUCUAGUAGAAUCAAAAGCCUUGAUAUUGUGCCAUUAUAAUUUUUUUUCCAACUACCGAUCUCUGAAUGCCUUCAAGUGUAUAAAGUGUUGAAUUCUCUCUGGUAUCUGUACUAUGUACACAUUUUCAUAGGAAGCACAAGAUGACAAAUGCAUUGUAUAUCAAAACUUGCUCCUCUUAACAAUGAUAUAAAGGAUGAUCUCGACCAUGGAGACUCA
Messenger RNA from Sceloporus undulatus (fence lizard), 5428 nucleotides. It is a transcript of the gene ASIC1, whose product is annotated as acid sensing ion channel subunit 1. The record is from RefSeq and is a predicted model, not a curated record. The transcript has 12 exons. Bases 451 to 2031 code for a protein of 526 amino acids. Gene Ontology annotation, cellular component: membrane. Gene Ontology annotation, biological process: sodium ion transmembrane transport. NCBI's taxonomy places the organism in Eukaryota, Metazoa, Chordata, Lepidosauria, Squamata, Phrynosomatidae.